GGUAUAUUUAAUAUCCGAAAUGGAAUCAACCACCGACGAGAGUAUUAAGGAAUACGUCCAUAAGACAUUUGAUGAUACUUUCUUACCAUCACUCAUGGAUUUUGUGAGGAUCCCAAACCUUUCACCCCUCUUUGACCCUGAGUGGAACACUAAUGGGCUCUUGAUGAAGGCAGCAAAUCAUCUUAAAGAUUUUGCAGAUGGACUAGGACUUCAAGGAUAUACUUCAGAAAUUGUUAAGGAAGAUGAUAGGACCCCUGUCCUUUUCCUGACCAUCGAGCCCUUUAAGGUUCCUGAAGAAGACGCCCUCACUGUUCUCUGUUAUUCCCACAUGGAUAAGCAACCAUGGGGUGAUGGAUGGGAUGCUGACAAGAAACCAGAUGAGCCUGUGAUCGUAAACGAUAAGUUAUUCGGAAGAGGUGGAGCUGACGAUGGAUACGGAAUGUAUUCAGCACUGCUUGGAAUAAAAACAUGCCAAGACCAUAGUCUCCCACACCCAAGAGUAUAUAUCUUUAUUGAAGGUUCAGAAGAAAGCUCUGAAGAUGAUUUGGUUCACUACAUCAAUGAUUUCAUUGGAGGAAGAUUCAAACACUCUUUGGAUCUUGUUAUCGCGUUAGAUUCAGAAGCUUUAGACGCUCAGACUUUCACUUCAACCAGCUCUCUGAGAGGAAUCAUCAAUUUCGAUCUUAAAGUAGAAGCAUUCAAGGACAAUAUUCAUAGCGGAAAUAGUGGAGUUUUUGCAGAUACUUUUACAGUUGCGACAGACUUGAUUAGCAGACUCGAAGACAAGUCUACAUAUCUAAUGAAAGAUGAGUUCCAAGUAGACAUCCCUGACUACAGAGUUGAAGAAAUGAAGGAAAUGGCUAAGAGACAGAGAAGAAGUGACGAAUUGCCUUGUCUUAAGGUUAUCCAGUCAAUUCCAACUUUAUUGACAGGAGACACCAUUGAUCAAAAUUACCAUCAGAUUGCUAACUACAAUUGGAAAUCAGUCUUAUCUGUGAUUGGAGCCAACGGGUUACCUGAUUGUGCUAUCUCAGGAAAUUGUUUGAGGAAACAAACAACAUUGGCCAUUUCAAUCAGAACUCCUCCAACUGCUGAUGUUGAUAAAAUGUUUGAGAGAAUCAAGGAGCUUAUGACUACUGAUGUUCCUUUUAACUACCAAGUCUCCAUUGAACGUCCAGAUAUUGCUGCAGGAUGGAAUGCUAAAGCUUUGUCAGAAAAAGUUGACACAGCUCUCAAUGAUGCAGUUAAAUCAUCAUAUGGAACAAACCCCGUAUUCCAAGGGUGCGGAGGUGCUAUCCCAUUUGCAGGAAUCUUAGGUGAAAAGUUCCCAAAGGCAGAUUUCCUGGUAACUGGAUCAUCUUUGCCAGAUACGAACGCACAUGGUCCAAAUGAGAACCUUGAUUUACCAUCAACUAGAAAUCUGACCACUGCUUUAGCCUUCUUAUUCAGAAAUGUAGCCAGUUAA
Molecule: messenger RNA, 1465 nt
Organism: Moneuplotes crassus
Lineage: Eukaryota; Ciliophora; Spirotrichea; Euplotida; Euplotidae
Source: the annotation of a GenBank genome assembly